This is a messenger RNA of Talaromyces stipitatus ATCC 10500, 1578 nucleotides long. RefSeq lists its product as uncharacterized. The coding region runs from base 124 to 1476 and encodes 450 amino acids. Gene Ontology annotation, molecular function: protein binding. NCBI's taxonomy places the organism in Eukaryota, Fungi, Ascomycota, Eurotiomycetes, Eurotiales, Trichocomaceae. The record is from RefSeq and is a predicted model, not a curated record. The transcript is spliced from 2 exons.
GCUGCAAUUUGUCUAUGAAAACAAUCCAGCGACCUAGCUACCAAAGAAAGUCGACUUAUACCGGUCUCAAACUCAUAUACUCCUUGUACAUACUCGCCUAAGUUUCUCGAAUGUAGUGCCGCAAUGUCUCUGCAUCGAUCAUCUCAAAUCUUGCGACCACUUUGCCAGUCGUGUGCUCGCAGACCAUCUCUCCUCCCCUCUUCAACCAUACCAACGACAACGAACAUAAUAAGAACCCCCGCGACGACAAGAAAUUACACAGCUACAAGCAAUUAUCAGGCAAAAAGACCCCUGAGAUCACCCGCCGCUAAGUCACUCAACAGAACCUAUGGCAAGGAGUUCUCUGUGGUCGAACCAGAGGAAUGGUGGGCAGAACACGAUGGAGUCAAGAAAAGAUUCGAAAAGAAUUACGCGACCAUAUAUGCAGAUAAUCGAAGAGCCAAAGUAUUCCGUGAGAUUGGUAGGAGGCUUAUACACGCCGCAUACAACAGCCCGGCCACCGCGGAAUCCCUAAAGCCUAUAUGGGCCGGUGACCCCGCUAGAGUACUCGACGUUGCGCUCGCGAUCUUCUCGUCGGCUCCGUGGGAAACGCAUGUCGUGAGAUGGUCCGUAGCUGCCACUAGUGAAGCCGGCGUCGUCUGGUCCAUGAUCCAAUUCGUCCAUUCACAGAUCAAGAAACAUGGAACCAAUCUACCCAACUCGCGAGAAAUCGAGAGAAUCAAGAAAAUCGCCUACGAAAAAGAUGAUCCCGUGGCACUUAUGGUCUGGGGAGACGUUGCAUGGAGAUGGGGACGAAAGGAUGAAGCUUUAGAGAUCUUUCAGUAUCUCAACAAAAUCGCUUAUCCGUCAUUUUCUCCAGCGGAGCGGAAUAAUGAUAUUACAUAUGAGGGUCAUUAUCAAGCGCCGUGGAAGUAUCUCGUCGAAAUUCACAAUGAAGCCGGAAGAUACGACGAAGCAGACGAAUUAAUGAAACUCGGCGCUCUGACUUAUCGAGAUCCCGCAGCUCUCGUCAGUUAUGCCUAUAUCCGAAAGGAAAAGGGGGACUGGGAAUCAUAUGAGCAAUGUUUAGUGGUAGCAGCAAUGACCGGUCACGGCGAAGCAUGCUUCCGACUGGGGAAUUACUACUAUCGUAUCUACAAAGGAGAAGUCCCUUCUCGCGAAGACAUAGCUGCCAAAAAACACCCCAUUCGAACAUGGUUUGUGGAUUUAUUUGGUUGGUUCACCCUCACUAAGAAAGAUUGGCGUCGUCUAGCCAUAAAUUGGUACGAAAUGGCUAGUGCGCUGGGCUACAUGCCCGGAACGAGGAACCUUGUGGUCUUGUUGCGUGAAGAUGGGCAUGAAUCGGCUACUGAGAUCCUUGAUCGGAUAAAGCUUGAUUAUGUUAUGUGGAAUAGUAAAAAUAUCGUGAAGCUGAGGAAAUCGUGGGAUGAUCCGAAUUUCAAGCCUGAUUUGCCUGCUGCCUGGCUUGAGUUGUAGGUUAGCUUUUUACUGUAUAUUUUCAUGGAAAAUGAACACAGGAGGAUCUUCUUCAAGGUCAAAUAUUUUAAAUCUUACAAUCCAUCACAUACAUAAUCACAC